This is a messenger RNA of Sorghum bicolor (sorghum), 1476 nucleotides long. RefSeq names its product zinc finger CCCH domain-containing protein 18. Gene Ontology annotation, molecular function: calmodulin binding. The record is from RefSeq and is a predicted model, not a curated record. The transcript is spliced from 2 exons. The coding region runs from base 181 to 1356 and encodes 391 amino acids. Lineage: Eukaryota; Viridiplantae; Streptophyta; Magnoliopsida; Poales; Poaceae.
GUCCAAAUCGCCGCAUAUAAUGUAGCCCAGCCAUGCAGACUUUCCUCUUCCCCUCCCCCUCCCCCUCCCUGCCAGCCCCGUGUGUGGCCCGGAUUAGCCACCUCCGGCUCCCCUCCACAGAUCGCCCCAUGCACCGCCAGCCUUCCAGAGCUGAUCUAAGCCAAGCGCGAUUGUGAAACAAUGGCGACAUCCAAGAAGGAUCCCCCAAAUCCUAGCAGAGGCAGGAUGUCACCCAACCUCAGGCCAUCCAGCAGUGAGUCCUCUGGGUAUGGAUACGGUGCUAGGCGGGCGCGGUCUGUCCCAAGCUCCCCCGACCGCAAAUUCAGCUCAUCAUCGUCAUCUGUGACUGCCUCUAGCUCCAAGGAUGUGCAGCGUCCAUCAUUGUCCAGCGCUGGUCGGUCCAUCUCAUCGCGGACCAUGGGCUCAUCCAUCCAUGGCACCAAGGCCCAACCAUUCCCAGGUGCAGCCUCACCUACACUAGCGAGGGCGAAAUCCGACAAGGUCAGCACCACCUCGCAACGGCCUCCGGUGCUUGCUGUGCCACCGAGCAACUCUUUUAAGGACAUGACCAAGACAGCAACUAAGGCACCUCCAACUCCAACCACCUCGCUGAGGAGUAAGCCAUCUCCAAGGCCUACUGCUGAUAGUUGCAAGGCAGCAGCAUCACCUAAACCUAGCAACCAGAAGGUCUUGUUGCCAGGUGCUUCUCGAGGAGACAAAGUUCAGCCAUUGUCUACCACACACUCACCUGGUGUAGCCGCAAGAAAGAGAUUGGAUACUGUUACUGGUGCUACUACUAGCUCUCAGAAGGCAAUGGGGGCAUCUGCAACCAGGAAGGAGAAACAUAAGGACCCAUCGAUGCAAAUUAAGGGAACAAAGUGCAUAAACACCACCCUAUCCACAGAAGAGCACUUGCACAAGGAGCUCACUGAUCCAGUUGAUUUGAAAUCCAUGGAGAUGACCGUACCUGAUCAGCAUGAGCCAUCUUCCAAUCAACCAGAACAAGUAUUCAAAGAUGAUGAGGAAUCCAAGAGGCAUUUCUCUGAAGGGAAAGUAGAUGCCGGAACUAAUGGGAUCCAUAAUGGAGGGCAAGAUAUCAAUGGUGGCGUCAAGACUAUAUAUGAAUGUGGGAUUGUUGAGAAGGAGGAGGCUGAUCUCUCAAAAAAGAAGGAGGAGGCUGACCGAAGUGCAGAUAAGGUAGUGCCGAGGACUGAAGUGGCUCAGGUGUGGAGGAAGGAUGAUCCAAGGGGCAACGACGUGAUUGAGGAAACCAAAAGCAAACUUCUGGAGGAGAGGAAGAGCCGGGUGAAGGCCUUGGUGGGGGCCUUCGAAACUGUAUUGUCAUUCAAGGAAUAGUGCUCAACCUUGUCUUUGGAUCUAUUGUGUCCAUCUCUAUAUUGAGUACAUCCUGUCAUGAAUAUAUAUGUGAUCAUGAGGAGCUGAGUGUUUAUAUGAUGACUUCCUUGGUUCGCUGUA